AUAACCUGCUGGAGCUGUCCUGCCUUAAACAACACACCGCCAAGAGAGAGAGCAAACGAACAGGCCGAGCCCAAUCCACAACCCAGCAGCAAUUCCUCAGGGGCUGAGACGGGACAGCGACAGAGGGAGGGAGGCUGGAUUUGUGUUCCCAACCCAGGAAAGCCUCUGCUUUGAUAUUGCUGGUUUGUUGAUAGCAGCAGAGCGGUCGGAUGUUGAGAGAAUGGGAACAGAGGAAGAUUACAACUUUGUGUUUAAAGUGGUGCUGAUCGGCGAGUCCGGGGUGGGGAAGAGUAACCUGCUGUCGCGCUUCACCAAGAACGAGUUCAACCACGACAGCCGCACCACCAUCGGCGUGGAGUUCAGCACCAGGACCGUGCUGGUGGACGGGAUGACCAUCAAGGCGCAGAUCUGGGACACGGCCGGGCUGGAGCGGUACCGGGCCAUCACCUCCGCGUAUUAUCGCGGGGCGGUGGGCGCCCUGCUGGUCUACGACAUCGCCAAGCACACGACCUACGAGAAUGUGGAGCGCUGGCUCAAGGAGCUGUACGACCACGCUGACCCCCACAUUGUGGUCAUGCUGGUGGGCAACAAGAGCGACCUUGCGGAGCUGCGGGCAGUGCCAACCGAGGAGGCCCAGGACUUCUCAGAAAAGAAUAAAUUACUUUUCAUCGAGACAUCAGCCUUGGAAUCAACGAAUGUGGAGACGGCAUUUCACAACGUACUCGCGGAAAUCUACAAGAAGGUUGCCAGUAAGCAGGUGACUCGGGGCUCCAUCAGCGCCGUGACUCUGUCCAAUCAGAGCUCCUCUCCCGCCUCGGACCAGGCAGACGGGAAGAAGCCGUGCUGCAUUAACGCGUGAAGAGCAGGGAGCCGGGAGGGGUGCCAUUCCACAGGAGGAGCUGAGAUGCAAACCCCAGGCUUCACCAAGAGCCGGCAAGAGGAGGGCCUUUAAAACACACUGCUUAUUAGCAACUGUGUAGCUUGUCCACUUUGAACGAUUUUUUACACAGCAGUAUAUAUAUAUAUAUAUAUAUAUAUAUAUAUAUAUAUAUAUAUAUAUAUAUAUAUAUAUAUAUAUAUAUAUACUGGCAGUCACAGGGAUGCUGUCAUCAGCCUUGAAGCACAAUGACUGGAAUAUUUAUCACCCCUUUUUAUCUCAUAUCCUUUAUAAAAGUUCCCCAUAGGAAAAGCAUAGAAAAAGUAUAUUAAACACAGUGAAAUCAUAGCAAAGCAUAGAGAAG
This is a messenger RNA of Polyodon spathula (Mississippi paddlefish), 1241 nucleotides long. It is a transcript of the gene rab25b, whose product is annotated as RAB25, member RAS oncogene family b. Gene Ontology annotation, cellular component: recycling endosome. Gene Ontology annotation, molecular function: GTP binding; GTPase activity. The coding region runs from base 221 to 859 and encodes 212 amino acids. The record is from RefSeq and is a predicted model, not a curated record. The transcript is spliced from 5 exons. NCBI's taxonomy places the organism in Eukaryota, Metazoa, Chordata, Actinopteri, Acipenseriformes, Polyodontidae. Gene Ontology annotation, biological process: exocytosis.